Lemur catta (Ring-tailed lemur) is the source of this 6210-nucleotide messenger RNA. It is a transcript of the gene UBE4A, whose product is annotated as ubiquitination factor E4A. Gene Ontology annotation, molecular function: ubiquitin-ubiquitin ligase activity. Bases 136 to 3339 code for a protein of 1067 amino acids. The record is from RefSeq and is a predicted model, not a curated record. Lineage: Eukaryota; Metazoa; Chordata; Mammalia; Primates; Lemuridae. The transcript is spliced from 20 exons. Gene Ontology annotation, cellular component: ubiquitin ligase complex; cytoplasm; nucleus. Gene Ontology annotation, biological process: protein polyubiquitination.
GACGUAAGCUCCGGUUGCUGUGCUUAGUCGGAAGUGGGAACCUUUCGGCCGCUGAGACUUUGUGGUGUCUUCGCUGCUGGCCCUUUAGGCUCUGCCCCUCCCCCUAGGUCUGAAUGGAGGAUACCUUAAAGUGAAAUGACAGACCAGGAGAAUAACAACAACAUCUCAAGUAACCCCUUUGCUGCUCUUUUUGGCUCCCUGGCUGAUGCCAAGCAGUUCGCAGCAAUCCAAAAAGAGCAGCUGAAGCAACAAUCUGAUGAACUUCCAGCUAGCCCAGAUGACUCGGAUAAUAGUGUAUCAGAGAGCCUGGAUGAAUUUGAUUACUCUGUGGCUGAAAUUAGCCGCUCAUUCCGGUCACAGCAGGAAAUAUGUGAGCAACUCAACAUCAAUCACAUGAUCCAAAGGAUCUUCCUCAUUACUCUGGACAACAGUGAUCCAAGCUUGAAAAGUGGGAAUGGCAUCCCCAGCCGAUGUGUAUAUUUGGAAGAAAUGGCAGUAGAGCUGGAAGAUCAAGACUGCCUUGAUAUGAACAAUGUUGAGCAGGCCCUCUUUGCUCGCUUAUUACUUCAAGAUCCAGGCAAUCACUUGAUUAACAUGACUUCUUCUACAACGUUGAAUCUCUCUGCUGAUCGAGAUGCAGGGGAGAGGCACAUUUUUUGCUACCUUUACUCCUGCUUCCAAAGAGCCAAGGAAGAGAUUACCAAAGUUCCAGAGAACUUGCUACCCUUUGCAGUGCAGUGUAGGAAUCUCACUGUGUCCAAUACCCGAACAGUUCUCCUCACCCCGGAGAUCUACGUUGACCAAAACAUCCACGAGCAGCUGGUAGAUUUGAUGUUGGAAGCCAUUCAAGGAGCCCAUUUUGAAGAUGUAACUGAGUUUCUGGAAGAGGUCAUUGAAGCCUUGAUAUUAGAUGAGGAAGUUCGAACAUUUCCAGAAGUCAUGAUUCCAGUGUUUGAUAUUUUAUUGGGCCGAAUAAAAGAUCUAGAGCUCUGCCAGAUCCUGUUGUAUGCAUAUCUGGAUAUUCUUCUUUAUUUCACUAGGCAAAAGGAUUUGGCAAAGGUUUUUGUAGAAUAUAUUCAGCCCAAGGACCCUAAUAAUGGGCAGAUGUACCAGAAGACCUUGCUGGGAGUAAUUCUGAAUAUCUCUUGCUUAUUAAAGACUCCAGGUGUUGUAGAAAAUCAUGGCUACUUCCUGAAUCCAUCUCGUUCCAGUCCCCAGGAGAUCAAAGUACAAGAGGCCAACAUCCAUCAGUUCAUGGCUCAGUUCCAUGAAAAGAUCUACCAGAUGCUGAAGAACUUACUCCAGCUCUCUCCAGAAACCAAGCACUGUAUCUUGUCCUGGCUUGGAAACUGUUUGCAUGCAAAUGCAGGCCGCACCAAGAUUUGGGCCAAUCAGAUGCCAGAAAUCUUCUUCCAAAUGUAUGCCUCGGAUGCCUUCUUUCUGAAUCUGGGUGCUGCUCUCCUGAAGCUGUGCCAGCCAUUUUGCAAGCCCAGAUCCUCUCGGCUCCUCACCUUUAAUCCCACUUACUGUGCCCUGAAGGAGUUGAAUGAUGAAGAACGAAAAAUUAAAAAUGUACACAUGAGAGGUUUGGACAAAGAAACCUGUUUGAUCCCAACUGUGCAGGAGCCGAAGUUUCCCCAAAACUACAACCUUGUAACAGAGAACCUUGCCCUGACAGAGUACACUUUGUACUUGGGAUUUCACAGGUUGCAUGAUCAGAUGGUAAAGAUCAACCAAAAUCUGCAUCGGCUGCAGGUUACCUGGCGGGACGCUCAGCAAAGCUCUAGCCCUGCUGCUGACAAUCUCCGCGAGCAGUUUGAACGGCUGAUGACCAUCUAUCUUUCUACCAAGACUGCCAUGACUGAGCCACAGAUGCUACAAAACUGCCUAAAUUUGCAGGUGUCCAUGGCUGUACUACUGGUUCAGUUGGCCAUAGGCAAUGAGGGCUCACAGCCAAUAGAGCUAACUUUUCCUUUGCCAGAUGGCUACAGUUCUUUGGGUUAUGUGCCAGAAUUCUUUGCAGAUAACCUGGGUGAUUUCCUCAUUUUUCUCCGCCGCUUUGCCGAUGACAUUUUGGAGACAUCAGCAGAUUCGCUGGAGCAUGUCCUUCACUUUAUUACCAUUUUCACUGGAAGCGUAGAAAGAAUGAAGAAUCCCCACCUAAGGGCCAAAUUAGCUGAAGUGUUAGAAGCAGUGAUGCCCCACCUGGAUCAGACUCCAAAUCCCUUGGUAUCCAGUGUUUUCCAUCGGAAGCGUGUGUUCUGCAAUUUUCCACAUGCACCCCAACUUGCAGAAGCUCUGAUCAAGGUUUUUGUGGACAUUGAGUUUACAGGAGACCCCCAUCAAUUUGAACAGAAGUUUAAUUACCGCCGUCCCAUGUAUCCCAUCCUAAAAUACAUGUGGGGGACAGAUACCUAUCGGGAAAGCAUUAAGGAUUUGGCUGACUUUGCCUCUAAGAAUCUAGAAGCCAUGAAUCCUCCACUUUUCCUCCGCUUUCUUAACCUGCUAAUGAAUGAUGCCAUCUUCCUUUUGGAUGAAGCCAUACAGUAUUUGAGCAAGAUAAAGAUUCAGCAGAUUGAGAAGGACCGAGGUGAAUGGGAUAGUCUGACUCCAGAAGCCCGCCGAGAGAAGGAGGCUGGCCUACAGAUGUUUGGACAGCUGGCACGUUUCCAUAACAUCAUGUCCAACGAAACAAUUGGUACCCUUGCCUUUCUAACAUCAGAGAUCAGAUCACUCUUUGUGCAUCCCUUCCUGGCUGAGCGCAUCAUCUCCAUGCUGAACUACUUCCUGCAGCACUUGGUUGGCCCCAAGAUGGGUGCCUUAAAAGUCAAAGACUUCAGCGAAUUUGACUUCAAACCUCAGCAGCUUGUAUCAGAUAUCUGCACUAUCUACUUAAAUCUUGGGGAUGAGGAGAAUUUCUGUGCCACUGUGCCCAAAGAUGGACGUUCCUAUUCCCCAACUCUCUUUGCGCAGACAGUUCGAGUCCUGAAGAAAAUAAAUAAGCCUGGGAAUAUGAUCCUAGCUUUCAGUAACUUAGCAGAGAAAAUCAAGUCUCUUGCAGACCUCCAACAACAGGAAGAGGAGACCUAUGCAGAUGCCUGUGAUGAAUUCCUGGAUCCCAUCAUGAGCACACUGAUGUGUGACCCUGUGGUGCUGCCAUCUUCCAGAGUCACUGUGGAUCGAUCCACUAUUGCUAGACAUUUGCUCAGUGACCAAACAGAUCCCUUUAAUCGUAGUCCCCUAACCAUGGACCAGAUCCGGCCAAACACAGAACUAAAAGAAAAAAUCCAGCGGUGGCUCGCAGAGAGGAAGCAACAACAAAAGGAGCAACUUGAAUAAAUGCUGUGAACUAAACAAACCAAAAACCAACCCCAGAGUGUAGAUAAACAGUUGUUUAUGGUUUCUCUUUCUGAUUCUCUUCCCUUUUUUUUUUUUCCUUUACUAAAUUAAAGAACUGCUCUUGUUCAAAUUAUGAUAAUUAAGAUUCCUAAGAACUUGACAAUGUUCCCCUGGCUUAUAGGAAAUUAUACUUAUUAUAGCAUCACCAAGUUUAGAAAUCAUCACUAAUUUUCACCCUUUGUUUUCUCUUCCUAGUCUUCCUUUUCCUACCUUAAAUCAUAUUAACUUCAACUACUAAAAUUUCCUGCCACCUUACUAUUUCUCUUCCAAGUACUGCUCAAACAUUUUUGGUGAGCACAGCUUUUAAGUAUACAAUGUCACAUAUUUCAGUGACAGCUGAUAUCCUCAGAAAAUCCUGUGUAUCCUAUGUAUUUACUAGUCCUCAUGAUCUGGACUUAAGCCCUUUUCCUUAUUACAGUUCUGUAAUGUUAGAGAAUAACUUUUCCCAUAAAAACAGGUACCUUGAAGUUUGUGUAGACUUUUGAAUAAGGUAAUAGGUGAGUUUUGUUUUUUUUUUUAAGGAAUCUUAUGCAACUUAUGUUGGUAGCUCUUAAUUUUGUGUUAUCUUGUAACUCACAGAUACCAUUUCAGACAAACACUCUCCUGUGGGGUUGCCACCACCAAAACUUUAGCCCUGCAGUCUUUUUAUGAGGAUUGCUAGGGCAAACUUACAGUUCUGACGCUUUAGUCAAAAAAAUUUGGGGGUGAGGAGGCUGUUGGGCCCCUUUUGUCUUAAGAAAAUCUGUUGCUACAAGGACUAAGCCUGAGUAGAAGAUUUAGGCAACAAAUAUUGUAACCAUGAAAAACGUAAUUUUAAGACACUAAUAUCAAUAGUAUAUCUCAGUGUGUGAGAUACAUAUACACACACACCAUAUGUUUUUUUAUAUUGGUCUAGUGUAAACUGAGUACCACUUUAAAGUGUCUCUUCCACAGUAAGAUGUAUGCAAUGUAUGGCCAUGUUUAUUAACUUACUUAUUCUGAGACUAUAAAAUGUAUAUAGUUAAUAUUUGUUUGGGCUUGUGACUUGAUUUCUAAGAGCUGCUUCUAACACAGCCUUAGGUCAUCAAUUAACAAAGUAGGAAUUUGAGCACAACCUUGUCCACAAGCCAUUUUAAGUAUCCACUUAACCCUGUGUAGUUAGUAGGUGGAUGGACACCACUUUCACAAGUUAAGCUUGAUCUCCCUACUCAAUUGUGCAGCUUAACAUACUGAGUGAGGCACAUUCCCCUGUGGAUUGUCUUUAUAUCACUAUCCAUCUAAGCCCAGAGACAUAAGUGACAAGCGAUAUGAUCUAGAAACAGGGGUCAUUGCUUCCUUUGGAGGACACUUGUUAACCAUGGCCUCUUUCAAAUAAGAUGGUAGUUUUAUGAUAUUCCAACACAAGUUGCUAUAAGCAGUCCUUGAUGUGUUUUUAGUGGUAUCACCUGGAAACCUCAAAUCCAAGAAGGCUUCCCACCCUAGACAUAAAGUAGAUGUUGCCUAUUUCUGUGCUUGUAAAUGAAAAAGGAAGUCUAGAACACUUUUGCAAAUGCCAGAAUGUAAGAUUAAUUCAGUGUGCUCCCUGGGCCUUUAAGGGAUUUUAAGGCCUUUUAAGGGCCUUUAAGAAUUUAUUUUCUUAAAAGAGUUUCAUUUCAUAUUUAUUACCCUUCUUUCCCUGAGAAUGAACUGUGUAUAAAGUAAGCUUUUUCCUGCUUGCAUUUACCUUCCAAACCCAAUCUAGUAGGAUGUUUUCAUUUUAAAAAGAAGGGGGAGAAAGACCAGAGUUUUGCAGGAGAUAAUUGGAGGAAAAUGGGCACAAAACCUCAGAAGGCAGCUGUUCCCAGCAGCUUUCCAGUUAACAACCUCUAUGCUUCCUCUAGUAUCUGUCUGUAUUCUACUUCUGUAUUUUGCCUUCAGAUUGUAAGCCUUUCCUGUCAAGGUUUCCUUUUCUUCUUUUUUUUUUAAAGCUCUUCCCUGAAAGUUUUUAUGAAUGGCUGUGGCACCAUUAAUGCUGCUGAAUAUCUUUAAACUCUUCACAAAGGCAAAUGCAUAGCUUAAGGCCACUAUUGGUAAGGAAACCAAGUGUCCUCUGUGCCUUUUUUUCUUUCUGUGAAGUUAAGGACAUCCAAAAAAUGAGACUUUAAAAAGUUAUCAUCUUGGUACAACAUGGUGUGUAUAUGCGCUUAGAAGCUUAAAAAGGUGUUUUUGUCUGGAAUUCAGAAGCCGCUCUAAAUCUUAGAGCAGACCUUCUAAGGUACCUAGUUUUAUGUGUUGGCUUGCUGGAGUAUGACAGGAAAAUGAAGACUCUUUAAUCAGCUCUGGUAUUUGUUCAUAACUUACCAAGAGGCUAAUACUAAACUUGGAAAAUUAUUUAAGUAGAUUUUAUCAAGCAGUCUGGGUUUUGGCUUUUUUAAAUAUAGUUUUUAAUGAAUAUGUGAAAACUGAAGGAAACUUUAAAGGUUUUUUAAUGGUGCAGGUGAAGGUGCCAGUUGCUAUUUGGUAUCACACUCUACAAAAGCUUCAUUGCUUUAUUUGAUGCUGGUUGCUAAGCAGCCAUUGCACAGAGCAUAAGUCUACUGGGUGCCUUUACAAGCCAGAGGCUGACACUGCACUGUUGAUGUCAUGUGAGGAAAAUAAUGCACAUGCUCUAACUGCUAAACAGGAAAAGAACCUAGAAGCAAAGAAAAUGAAGAACAAAACAGCGAAAACGUUGAUUGAAACAAAACUUGAUCAACAUAACUGUAUUUGGGAACAUUCCAGGAAAGUUACUUGUCAAAUUUGCCUGGGGGUGUUUGUUCAAAACUUGUAUUUAAUAAAUGAACACCUGACUUA